Messenger RNA from Ailuropoda melanoleuca (giant panda), 1736 nucleotides. Its product is annotated as calcium uptake protein 3, mitochondrial-like. Gene Ontology annotation, molecular function: calcium ion binding. Lineage: Eukaryota; Metazoa; Chordata; Mammalia; Carnivora; Ursidae. The record is from RefSeq and is a predicted model, not a curated record. Gene Ontology annotation, cellular component: uniplex complex. Gene Ontology annotation, biological process: mitochondrial calcium ion homeostasis; calcium import into the mitochondrion.
AUGGCUGCACUGCAGAGGCUCCUGUGGCCUCCGCCUCGGCUCCCGCCUCCACCCUACCCUCACCAUCCCUUUCCUGGGCCGUGGGGGCGGCCUGAGGGGUUAGCCCUGGGCCCGCCUGGCCGGCCCUUCUCCUGCCGGGAGGAGGAAGAGGGGGCUGUGGCUGAGGCGGCUUGGAGACGGCGGAGGAGUUGGGGGGAGCUGAGCAUCGCGGCGGCGGCCAGCGGGGGUCUGGUCGGCCUUGUGUGCUACCACCAGCUGUAUGGGGACCCUCGGGCCGACUCCGCGUGGGCGCCUGCCCCUGGGCGGCCCUGCUCGGCCGCAGAGCCAGAGGACCCACCCCGCGGCCAGGGUCUGCUUCCCAUCCCGGUUGCGGCUGCCAAGGAAACGGUUGCUAUCAACAGAACAGACAUUGAAGACUUAGACCUCUAUGCUACAUCUCGGGAAAGGAGAUUUCGUUUGUUUGCUUCUAUAGAAUGUGAAGGGCAGUUAUUCAUGACUCCGUAUGAUUUUAUUUUGGCUGUUACAACAGAUGAGCCCAAAUUUGUUAAAACAUGGAAGUCACUUACCAAACAGGAAUUAAAUCAAAUGUUCUCAGAAACACCACCAGUUUGGAAAGGAUCAUCAAAGCUUUUUCGUAAUCUUAAAGAAAGAGGUGUGAUUUCUUACACAGAAUAUCUUUUUCUUUUAUGUAUUUUAACAAAGCCACAUGCAGGUUUUAGAAUAGCUUUCAACAUGUUUGACACUGAUGGCAAUGAGAUGGUGGAUAAAAAGGAGUUUUUGGUGCUUCAAGAGAUAUUCAAAAAAAAUGAAAAGAGAGAAACAAAAGGAGAUGAAGAAAAGCGUGCAAUGCUGGUACUUAAAACAGAUGCUGAGGAACUUGUCUCCAGAAGCUAUUGGGAUACACUGAGACGUAAUACAAGCCAAGCACUCUUUUCAGACCUUGCAGAGCGUGCUGAUGACAUUACAAGUUUAGUAACAGAUACUACACUUCUUGUACACUUUUUUGGAAAGAAAGGAAAAGCUGAGCUCAACUUUGAAGAUUUUUAUAGAUUCAUGGAUAACCUACAGACAGAAGUUCUCGAAAUAGAAUUCCUUUCCUACUCUAAUGGGAUGAACACUAUCAGUGAAGAAGAUUUUGCUCAUAUUCUUUUACGAUAUACAAAUGUGGAGAAUACAUCAGUAUUUUUGGAAAAUGUGCGUUACAGUAUACCUGAAGAAAAGGGCAUCACAUUUGAUGAAUUCAGGUCAUUUUUCCAGUUCUUGAACAACUUGGAAGACUUCGCAAUAGCCUUGAAUAUGUAUAAUUUUGCAAGUCGUUCUAUAGGACAAGAUGAAUUUAAGCGUGCCGUCUAUGUAGCUACUGGCCUCAAACUUUCACCACAUUUAGUGAACACGGUCUUCAAGAUUUUUGACGUCGAUAAAGAUGAUCAAUUAAGUUACAAAGAAUUUAUUGGAAUUAUGAAAGACAGACUCCAUAGAGGAUUCCGGGGUUAUAAAACAGUGCAGAGGUAUCCCACUUUCAAAUCCUGUCUAAAGAAGGAACUUCAUAGCAGAUAAGUACUUCCAAAGCAAAGUUUUAAAGAUUAUUAUCUACACGACGAUGCAAGAAGCACAAAUUUCAGAGAGUGGAAGCAGGUCUGAGAUCAGAACACAUAGAAAUGAAGGAAAAGAUGAAAUGUUAAUUACAAUUUUCUUGACUGAAUUCUUGAACAUAAGACACAUAAAAUGCAUCUUCU